Messenger RNA from Sordaria macrospora k-hell, 1107 nucleotides. RefSeq lists its product as uncharacterized. The record is from RefSeq and is a predicted model, not a curated record. Lineage: Eukaryota; Fungi; Ascomycota; Sordariomycetes; Sordariales; Sordariaceae.
AUGACGACGAUACCCUGGGGAACGAUCCGUUCCCUCCUAAUCUUCUUCGGCCCCAUCCUCCUCCCCAAAGCCCUCGGCGCAUACCGCACCCUCCGCCGCGGCCCUCAAACCGUCAACGGCCCUCUCAAAGUCCGCCCCGUCCCUCCCGCCGUCCGCCGCGCCUUAAUCCUCCUCCUCUCCCUCUCGCUCGUCUACCUCGCCCUCGCCCUCCUCCCCGCUUACACACCAGAGAGCAUCUUCCACCUGACGCAAUCCCGCCUGCAAAUCCCCGUCGACGUGCUCUUCACGCGCCUGGCCUCGCUGCGCCCGCCCACCGUCGCCGACAACGCUUUGCGCCACAAAUUCGUCAACCUCGAAUCGCGCCUCUUGUACUUGCAAUUCGGCCCGGACGUGCUCGCCUCCUGCCCCUUCUGCAGCUCCGACGACCCAAGGUCGUACCUCUACUAUGCGCUCCCCGGCCUUGUCGCUCCGCACCUGUUCAACCUGGGUUUGAUCGCCCUCGUCACCUCCUCCUUUUUGACAGGAAGAGACGGGUAUAAAUGGCGCUACCCAGCGACCAUCGCCUCUCUGGUCCUCGGUUUUCUCGACGUAUACAUGGUAUCGACCUAUAACCACCAAUCCAACGCGCGCGCCUUGCGUCUUGCGGAAAUCGAUUUCUUCCACUGGCGCCAGCGCACUUUACGGUUUGUGGCCCUUGCCACACUGAACACCAUUUUCGCGUCGCUGUUGUAUCUGAGCAGCACCAACCGGCUCUUCGCCAACCCGCCGAGCCCAGCCGAGCGCGUGGAAGCGGUGGUGCGCCAGCUGCAGCAGGUCAAGGGUAAGAUCAACGCGGCGGGGGUGAUGCAGAAUACAAUCAGCAGGGAUGACGAACUGAGAGGGAGGAGCGAUGCGUAUUGGCGGCAUGAGGUGCGGCUAAUGGGGGAGGUGAUGGAGGAGAGGGAUGUGGUGGAGGGAGUGAGGGAUGCGUUGAGGGAGAGGAUCGUGGUGGAGAAUGUAGAGAGGGACGCGGAGAGUUAUGUGAGGAGUAUGUUGCCGCCUUUUUCGGCGGCGGUUUAUCUUGGUGGUGGUGGUGGUGGUGGUGGUGAAAGGUCGAAGGACGAUUAG